GUAAUGUGCAGGUAACGGACCGCUAAAACGCAUGUGGUGCGCAUAUGUAUGUAUAAUUUGUGGUUUAUAUAUAACCUCAAUAAAUUUAUACAUGCAGUUGAUUUGGUUCAGUCUUUUAAGAAUAAUAUUAUUAAUAAUAUAAGUAAUUAGAAAAAUAUUAGUUAUGAAUACUGUAUUUACGAAUAUUUUAAAACCCUUCUUAGUGAAGUCAUAUUCACUAAGGCACCUUAGAAAUGUAAAAGAUCCUGGAAUUAGAAGAAGAGCAGCAAUCAUUCAGCAAAACCUCGAAAGUGAUGAUAAUUUGGAAGAGUUAGAAGCUGAUUUCUUUGAUCUGAGCAAAUCACACAAACAACACGAGCGAGAAGUGGAAGCCUCCAGAGAACUGCAUAAGUAUCAUAUUGUUAAACAGAAAUAUUUCAAAGAAAAACUGCCCAAUUUCUUAACAUGGGCUGAUAAACAACAAAUACAAUAUUUACACAGCAGUAAUCCUGAGGAAUGGACUGUGGAGAGGCUGUCUGAAGGAUUUCCGGCAUUACCAGAUAUCAUUUCAAAAAUUAUAAAGAAUAAAUGGGUGCCAAAGAACGCGAAUCGUGUAAAAAAACACGAUGAGGCUGUUCAACAAAACUGGCAUCUUUUCAAAAAGGAGAAGGAGAAGCUCAAGUUACCUGCAGAUGUAAUAGCACAUCUGAGGAAGUUUACAUCUAGGGAUUUAAACUUAAAUCCGGAUUUAAGUGAAUUGCAAGUUGAGGAUGUUUCAAAACGCGAAUUGGUCAAGAAGGGCGGUGAGUUCUCGAAUAUUAUACAAAGUUAUGAAGCGCUUAAAAUGAAAAACAUAGACAAACAAAUUUCUAAACAAAAUUACUUCUGGGUACUAAUCAAACAUCAAUUGUUGAAAGUAACACACAACUUGUUAAUACUCAACAAGAUGACAUUAAUCAAAAGCAAAAAAUGGACAAAAGUAAUGACUCAUGAUCAGUUAGAGAAGCAAUUGUCACAUGGUAAAUCAUUAUCACCUAAAAGUGAAAGUGAUUUAGUUAUAAAAUCAAAUGAAGGUGAAGAGACGCCAGAAACCAAAGAAAUCACUUUACAACCUGAAGAAUUAAACUUUAACGUAACUAAAUUCAAAUCCCCUGAACAACAAUUUAAUUUAUAUAAACCAAAACGCGAUUAUUUAAAUCUGAUGUAUCCUCAAAGGAUUAACAUCCCUGCUGCAAAACGUAAACGCGGAUACACUUACAAAUUAAAUGACUGUUUCUAUGACUCAGAUGGUACGUUUUUGUACAGGGUUCCUGGCAUGUUAUAAAAAAAAACGCAAUAAAUAGUCAUAAUUUAA
Molecule: messenger RNA, 1333 nt
Organism: Dalotia coriaria
Lineage: Eukaryota; Metazoa; Arthropoda; Insecta; Coleoptera; Staphylinidae
Cellular component (GO): nucleus
Source: RefSeq, a predicted model, not a curated record